Ostrea edulis (European flat oyster) is the source of this 943-nucleotide messenger RNA. Its product is annotated as serine-enriched protein-like. The transcript has 4 exons. Bases 110 to 943 code for a protein of 277 amino acids. Gene Ontology annotation, molecular function: protein binding. Lineage: Eukaryota; Metazoa; Mollusca; Bivalvia; Ostreida; Ostreidae. The record is from RefSeq and is a predicted model, not a curated record.
UGCGAACCUCUAUAAGCACACGUCUUCAUGAAUCAGCCCCUUUACACCUCACCUACAUACAUGUAUAUAGACUAAUACAGUUACAUCUCCGUAACUAUAUCUAUCUAUAAUGAUUUUGAAUUCUAUUCAUACGACAGGUUUUUCUUUCGGAUACGACUCGAAUUCUGAGGUUAAUGAUGAGCGAAAUCGUUUGAAAGUCUCAGAAAGCUGGCAUUGUCGCCGUGCGAACACUGAUGACACGGAUAGUGAUGUCAGUGCAACCGACUCCUGCACCAGCGAAUCAGACGACGAGGAUGGAGUAUGGCAACAGGAAGGGGCGUGGCUUGACAAGUCAGAUGACGAAUCCUCCGAUUCUGAAGACGAGGAAGAGUCGAUGAAAUAUGUCAAUACUGAGACAGUUAGUGAGGCGUUGAACUACGUCAUGACGAUGCCUGACCUCUGUGAUGUCACUUUCUUUGUUGGCUCCGAUUUUACUCCUGUCCAUGGUGUGAAAGCGAUUUUGUCUACACGUAGCAGAGUAUUCUACCAAUUGAUAUUAAGGGCAACUAAAGAACUCCACGAUGCAACUUCCAAACUCAGAAAGUCCAAGAAAAAACGAAAUUUUAUUAUCCAAAAGCCGAUGGUGACCAUUUCUGAUGUUAGUGUGGGUAUCUUCACGAAUAUCGUUCGCUACAUCCAUACAGGCCGUGUUGACAUCAAGCCAAACGAAGUAGCAGAGUUGAUUUGUGCAGCUCAGCGUUACGACGUGCUCGAUUUGGUUGAAAUCUGCAAAAACUUUCUGGAGACCUGUACAUCUACCUGUUCCAUUCACACCGUCCUUAACUCAGCUCGAAAACUUCAAGGUCACGUCAUUGCACAAAAAAUCGUCGUUAAGAUGACAGAACGCUUGAAUAACUUGGACGCAACGAAAGCGAUGUUGUUUAGGAAGGAAGCGUUCCAAUGA